Dioscorea cayenensis subsp. rotundata (Guinea yam) is the source of this 4355-nucleotide messenger RNA. RefSeq lists its product as uncharacterized. The coding region runs from base 245 to 4126 and encodes 1293 amino acids. NCBI's taxonomy places the organism in Eukaryota, Viridiplantae, Streptophyta, Magnoliopsida, Dioscoreales, Dioscoreaceae. The transcript has 21 exons. The record is from RefSeq and is a predicted model, not a curated record. Gene Ontology annotation, molecular function: protein binding.
CCGACCUUCGACCCUCCUUUCGAUCGAUCUCGGGAGGUUUGAAGACGGAGAGAAAGCGAACCGAAGAGAAGCUCAGCGACGUUCCGUUCAUCGACCUCCUGCUCCGGCCUCCAUUCAUGGUGUUCCGGGUUCUUCGAUCCUUCUCUGUGUCCGCGAAGCCUCCUAGUUCGAUCGGAAGGUUUAGAUCUUAAUCGCAUUUUUUUUUUCGUUUUGAGACUGAAAGAGGAGGAUUGUAGAGAGAGAGAUGCUUCGAUUGAGGGCUUUCCGGCCGUCGAAUGACAAGAUCGUGAAGAUCCAGUUGCAUCCGACGCAUCCAUGGCUUGUCACGGCCGACGCUUCCGAUCACGUGUCCGUCUGGAACUGGGAGCACCGGCAGGUUAUUUACGAGCUGAAAGCUGGUGGAGUGGAUGAGCGGCGGUUGGUCGGAGCGAAGCUGGAGAAGCUUGCUGAAGGAGAUUCAGAACCUAAAGGAAAACCAACAGAGGCAAUUCGUGGAGGCAGUGUGAAGCAAAUUGGCUUUUAUGAUGAUGAUGUGCGGUUUUGGCAACAUUGGCGUAAUCGCUCUGCAGCUGCUGAAGCCCCAUCUGCAGUUAAUCAGCAUCCUUCCGCUUUUAAUUCUCCAGUGCCAUCCACUAGAGGACGGCAUUUUCUUGUCAUCUGUUGUGAAAAUAAGGCCAUUUUUUUGGAUUUAGUGACAAUGCGUGGCCGUGAUGUGCCUAAGCAGGAGCUUGAUAACAAGUCUCUUCUUUGUAUGGAAUUCCUAUCCAAAGCUGCUAUUGCUGAUGGCCCUCUUGUUGCAUUUGGUGCAUCAGAUGGUGUUAUUAGGGUUCUUUCAAUGAUAACAUGGAAGCUUGUUCGUCGCUAUACCGGUGGGCAUAAAGGAUCAAUAACUUGCUUGAUGACAUUCAUGGCAUCUUCUGGCGAGGCUUUCCUAGUUUCUGGCGCUAGUGAUGGUUUGCUUAUACUCUGGAGUGCAGAUCAUAUCCAUGAUUCAAGGGAACUCAUCCCCAAGCUAACAAUAAAGGCACACGAUGGAGGUGUUGUGGCAGUUGAACUUUCUAGGGUUAUGGGUGGUGCACCACAACUCAUUUCUAUCGGUGCGGAUAAAACGUUGGCUAUCUGGGACACUAUAUCAUUCAAGGAACUGCGACGAAUAAAACCUGUUCCAAAACUUGCUUGUCAUAGUGUGACAUCUUGGUGCCAUCCUCGGGCUCCAAACCUUGAUAUUCUCACUUGUGUCAAGGAUUCUCAUAUUUGGGCCAUUGAACAUCCAACAUAUUCAGCUUUAACGCGGCCAUUGUGUGAAUUAUCAUCACUUGUUCCUCCUCAAUUACUCGCAUCAAACAAAAAACUCAGGGUAUACUGCAUGGUGGCUCAUACAUUGCAGCCACAUCUUGUUGCCACAGGAACCAAUAUUGGUGUUAUCCUAAGUGAGUUUGAUGCAAGAUCACUUCCUUCUGUGGCUCCACUACCAACACCUCCAGGAAGCAGGGAGCAUUCUGCUGUAUACAUAGUUGAAAGAGAGCUAAAAUUGCUACAGUUUCAGCUGUCUAACACUGCUAAUCCAUCUCUUGGGAGUACUGGUUCCAUACCUGAAACUGGAAGAUCCAGGGCAGAUUCAACAGAGUCAUUGGUGGUUAAGCAAAUAAGGAAGCAUAUAAGUACGCCUGCCCCACAUGAUUCGUACUCAAUUCUCUCUGUAAGCAGUUCGGGAAAGUAUGUUGCGAUCGUGUGGCCUGAUAUUCCUUCAUUUUCGGUAUUUAAGGUCAGUGAUUGGUCAGUUGUGGAUUCAGGGACAUGUAGGCUCUUUGCCUGGGACACAUGCCGAGAUAGGUAUGCUUUGUUGGAGACUGCUUUGGCUCCUAGAAUACCUGUUAUAAAGGGGGGUUCCUCUAAAAAGGCAAAAGAAGCUGCAGCUGCAGCUGCUGCUGCAGCAGCUGCUAGUGCUGCUUCCGCAACAACUGUGCAAGUCCGAAUCAUAUUGGAUGAUGGAACUUCGCAUGUUUUGUCAAGAUCUAUUGAUGGUCGAAGUGAACCAGUCAUCGCUUUGCAUGGUGGUGCUUUGCUUGGUGUUGCAUACCGGACAUCACGAAGGAUCAACCCCAUGGCUGCAACAGCUAUUUCAAGUAUUCACUCAAUGCCAUUGUCAGGUAUCGGCAGUAGUGGAGCUCUUUCAUCCUUCACCCAAGUUGAUGAUUCAUUUUCUUCUGGCAAGCCUUCCCCUGCUGAAGCAGCUCCUCAAAAUUUCCAGUUAUACAGUUGGGAGACUUUCCAGCCAGUUGGCAAUCUUCUUUCCCAGCCAGAAUGGACAGCGUGGGACCAGACGGUGGAAUAUUGUGCCUUUGGUUACCAUCAGUAUAUUGUGAUAUCUUCCCUGCGACCUCAAUACAGAUAUCUUGGAGAUGUUGCAAUUCCUUGUGCUACAGGUGCUGUUUGGCAUCGCAGGCAACUGUUUGUUGCUACACCAACAACCAUUGAAUGUGUCUUUGUGGAUGCUGGAGUUGCACCCAUUGACCUUGAAACAAAAAGAAGAAAGGAAGAAAUGAAAGCCAGAGAAGCUCAAAGCAGAGCGGUUGCGGAACAUGGUGAGUUGGCCCUCAUCACAGUGGAUAACCCCCAAGUUGCAGCAACUGAAAGGAUUUCUCUGAGGCCACCCAUGCUACAGGUGGUACGAUUGGCCUCCUUUCAGCAUGCCCCUUCUAUACCUCCGUUUAUCUCAUUGCCAAAGCAGUCAAAAAUAGAUGGAGAGGACCCAGUUACAUAUAAAGAGGUGGAAGAAAGGAAAGUUAGUGAAGUGGCUGUUGCAGGUGGUGGUGUAUCAGUGGCAGUCACCCGGUUCCCUCAAGAACAGAAGCGUCCUAUCGGGCCUCUUGUUGUUGUUGGUGUCAGGGAUGGGGUCCUUUGGCUCAUUGACAGGUAUAUGUGUGCACAUGCCCUGGCUCUUAGUCAUCCUGGUAUUCGAUGUCGAUGUCUUGCUGCUUAUGGAGAUGCUGUUAGUGCAGUGAAAUGGGCUAGCAGGCUUGGUAGAGAACAUCAUGAUGACUUGGCUCAGUUCAUGCUUGGGAUGGGUUAUGCAACUGAAGCUCUUCAUUUACCUGGGAUAUCUAAAAGGUUGGAGUUUGACUUGGCAAUGCAGAGUAAUGACUUGAAAAGAGCUCUCCAAUGCUUGCUAACAAUGAGCAAUAGCAGAGACGUUGGUCAAGAAAAAAACACCUCUGAUGUAUCUGAAAUUCUCAGUUUGACAGCUGCUACAAAGGAAAAUCUUGUUGAUGCCGUUGAAGGAAUAGUGAAGUUCGCGAAGGAAUUUAUGGAUCUUAUUGAUGCUGCAGAUGCUACCGGGCAAGCUGAUAUUGCCCGUGAAGCACUUAAAAGGUUAGCAGCUGCAGGAUCCGUUAAGGGUGCCUUGCAAGGCCAGGUCUUGAGAGGAGUAGCACUCCGACUUGCAAACCAUGGAGAGCUGACACGACUUUCGGGACUGAUUACAAAUUUGAUUACAGCUGGGCAUGGUCGUGAAGCAGCAUUUUCUGCGGCUGUUUUGGGAGAUAAUGCCCUGAUGGAGAAGGCAUGGCAAGACACUGGGAUGCUUGCGGAGGCCGUCCUACAUGCUCAUGCCCAUGGUCGUCCAACAUUGAAGAACCUCGUUCAAGCAUGGAAUAAGAUGCUACAGAAAGAGCUUGAGCACACUCCAACAGUAAAAACUGAUGCUGCAGCAGCAUUUUUAGCAUCAUUGGAGGAUCCAAAGCUUACAAGUUUGGGUGAAGCUCCAAAGAAGCCUCCAAUAGAAAUCCUUCCACCAGGGAUGGCUUCUCUUUCAGCUCCUCCUAUCACAACAAUCAAAAAGCCAACUGGUGCUUCCGCUGCUGCUGCCAGUGCUGGUGCACAGAACACCACCCAACAACAGCCUGCUAAGCCACUAAUGUUGGAAGCACCUCCUGCUGAGCAUCCGGAUAGCAAUCCUCCGGCUUCAGAACCAUCACAACCAUCACAACCAGCAACUGAGCCAACUCCAGUUCCUGAACCCGUAAAUGACCCUCCAGUUCCUGAGCCAGUGAAUGACCCAACCCCUCCAACUCAACCAGACGCUCCAUCUGAGGCGCCUCCUUUGAUGGCUGAGAAUAUGCCAUAGGUUAUAGAUAUGUCCUAUUUCAAGUGCAUGGUUGAUGUUGCAGUUAUUAAAUCUUAUACUGGUGAAUAUAGUUUUAUCCCACACAGUAACUGCAGAGAUGUGUAAAAUGAGUGGUGAAUUCCUUUUUGGUGUGAUCAACUUAUUCUUUCUUAGGAUUAAGCUGUGUUUAUUAUUAUUAUUACUAUUAAUUUUUUUUUAAUGUAAUAUUGAGAGCUAUUCUUUUAUGUAA